ACCUUCAGGAGAAGCAAAGACAAGAAAAGAUCCCUAAGAUCCCCAGCUUUCUACAGGGAUUAGGGUUUUCUACAAAUUGGCGCCUUGACUUUGUAGAAUCAAGUGGUUACUCUUUAAUCCUCCUGGGUUCUAUAAAGCCCUGAACUUCUGUUUGUAUUUAACAGGCCUUAGGUAAGACUGGGAGGGUAGCUAAGCGUUCUAAUCUACCUAGAUGAUUCCACUAAGUACAACUUGUCUAAAGACACAAGACAUUCAAAAGGCAGUGUUUCCCAAGGAGCUCCAACAACCCCCCCCCCCAACACACACACACACAUACACACUGUGUGUUGUUCUGAUAAGAGUAUUUUCAGAGAUUGUGGAGGGGUGAUAUGAAAACAGGCCAUGAGUAGACUGAGCUGGUGCCUCGACUAACACUGGCAUUUGGGGUGAUUUUGUGUCAGCCUCCAAUGGGAUUUCUCAGGUUUCACUCUCAAUACUGUGGUGCAAAAAAAUAAAAUUAAAUUAAAAAAUAAAGCUUCUACUAGACUAAAGGAAAAUGCGGACCAGUGAACGAGGUAGUAAAUCUAUUUCGUGGCACUGCUGGAGGUCACACCCAACUCUAACAAACUAUAUCACAACGAUACAUCUCAGCUGGAGCUGAUUCUCCAACAUCUCUCCUCCCGCAGCCUCACCGUACCCCACUGUGGUUCCCUCUAUACUCUGAACCGCGCCGCGCCCUCCCGGCCCCACCCAUCCCAAUAAGCAGGGUCCCGCUUCUACACCCCACUAUCACCCGCGGGGCGCCACCUACCGGGGUCCCGGCCCCGCCCAACCCCACGUGCCGCGCCCCGCCCGGGAGCUAGCGGCCCUUUAAACACCCCCACCCUUGCACACUACCCCCCCCCCCGGACGGCAGCCGAAGAGGGACAAACUCAUGGCGUACAGCCAGUCUCUUCCGCGGAGCUUGUCCCCCGUAGCCCUAGCCCGCUGGGCUCUCCGCCCGGGGCUACGGUCCCCUGGCGCCCCCCACACGCCCCCGCAGCCGGAUGCGGGAGUGUGGGCGCUGUCCGGCUCCAGGGCGGGGCGGGAGGGAACACGGACUCCGCCGCCGCCGCCUGCCUCCGCCUGCCGCUCGGGCCGCCCGCUCGCCCGCCGCUGGGUGCGCUGCACGCGGGGGGCAGCCGCGGUGCAGCAGAGGUUCAUGCAGCGGCGGCGGCGGCGGCGGCUGCUGCUGCUGCCGCCGCGGAAACAGACAAACCGGGCGCUGCCGCCGCCACCCUCCCGCAGCUCCAUGCCGCCGCCGCCGCCUCCUCCUCCUCCUCUCCGGCGAAGGGCGGGGGGCUCCGGCCCGGGGUGGGCACCACUCCUCGCAGCGCCGCUCCCCUCCCUGCCCUCCGCCGGGGCACGGGAGCCGGAGAGAGCGCCCGCCGCCUCCUAGGAGCGCACGCUCCGCGCGCCCUUGCUGGAGCGAGGAGGCGGGCGUGGGCGGGCGUCGGGGCAGCCGCGACCCAGCGCGCGGAAAGGGGAGGGGGCUUCCCCGGAGGAUGCCCCGCGGCGGCGGCUCCUCGCUCUUAGGCGCUAGCUGAGCUGGACCGGGAGCGAGCGGCGCGUCGCCAUGCCGGCGUGACGGGUGCCCGCGGCUGCCCGCGCCGGGCCCCCGCGCUGCCCCACGCCGCGCCGCGCCGGCGCCGGGCGGCAGGAUGGGCUGUAUCCAAAGCAUCACCUGCAAGGCGCGGAUCCGGCGCGAGAACAUCGUGGUGUACGAUGUGUGCGCCACCAUCGACCAGUGCCCCACGCGCAUCGAGGAGACCUCGCCCAUCGUCCUGCGCUACAAGACCCCUUACUUCAAAGCCUCGGCCCGUGUGGUCAUGCCCCCCAUCCCCCGCCACGAGACCUGGGUGGUGGGCUGGAUCCAGGCAUGCAACCAGAUGGAGUUCUUCAACACCUACAGCGACCUGGGCAUGUCAAGCUGGGAACUGCCUGACUUGAGGGAAGGGAGAGUAAAAGCCAUCAGUGACUCAGACGGGGUGAGCUACCCAUGGUACGGGAACACGACAGAGACUGUGACCCUGGUUGGCCCCACCAACAAGAUCUCCAGGUUCUCCGUCAGCAUGAAUGAUAACUUCUACCCCAGCGUGACAUGGGCAGUGCCAGUGAGUGACAGCAAUGUGCCACUGCUCACAAGGAUCAAGAGGGACCAAAGUUUUACCACAUGGCUGGUGGCCAUGAACACCACCACCAAGGAAAAGAUCAUACUGCAGACCAUCAAAUGGAGGAUGAGAGUGGACAUUGAAGUGGACCCUCUUCAGCUGUUGGGGCAGCGGGCCCGGCUAGUGGGCAGGACUCAGCAGGAGCAGCCCCGGAUCCUGAGCCGGAUGGAGCCCAUCCCCCCUAACGCACUAGUGAAGCCCAAUGCCAACGAUGCCCAGGUCCUCAUGUGGAGGCCCAAGCGGGGACCACCUCUGGUUGUGAUACCUCCUAAGUAAAAGCAGACUGCCCAACUGUGUGUGGAACACAUGCCACUGAGACCCGCAGUGGGGUGACCAGGGGUGGCAGGAGCCAAACUGAGUUUCUGAGCCAAAGCAGACCCUCUUGGUGUGCCAGCCUUUGCAGCUACUUGUGAUGAGUACAGCUGUUCCUUGGGCGGUAGAACCAUAACCCUUAGGAAAAGCCCCUUCCUCUUAGGAAUAAAGAAACCACUGAUUUGAUAGACUUGCUCUGAUUACCGUGCAAGUAGCCAUAUUUUGGAGCUGACCAGGACGAUUCUUUUAUUUGAACUAUUGACCAUUUCUUUCCUGUGAGACGCAGGGGAUGGAAAUGAAACUAAACGGUGCCUGUGGCAGAUGCUGCUUCCCAACCAAUUAGAAGCGAGAGUGAAAACAUCCACACCAGGUGUUCGUAAGACAGUCUCCUUGUGUGACUGGAGGGUGCUGGGGAAUUGGGUGAAAGAUCCUGGGUUCUGGGGAGAGAGGAAAAGAAGGUGUUACUACAGUUUAAUGACAAGUGUUAGCUGGUGGUCAGAUUGUCAACACACCCCCUGGAAUGAGAGGGACACUUAGAAAACAAAACUCUGUUGUGCCCUUUGAGGGAAAAGCUGUUUUGGAACUGUCCGAGGUGCUGACGUCAGCAGCCCCCAGUGGAGACUGGCUGCUCGCAUCCACUCACUCGCCUCUUUCCAAAGAGAUUGCUCAUUCUAAGUGUUGCUAGUUACGGUAUUGGAUAUACAGUUCCUGUUUUCUGUAGUGAUUAUGGUGUUGGGUCUCUCUUGAGUUUUUAGUCACUCAAUCUGUGACUUUGUUUACAGCCACUGAUUCUUAUCGCCAGCCCUCAAUUCACAAAGAUGUAUAAGCCUCGUGUUCAUGUAGGGUGUAGGGAAUGUCUCAACCAAUGAGAACAACAUUCUCAAUAUUGAGUUUCUGAAUUGUUCAGACACAGGAAGGGCACACAUCUGUGCACACACCCGGGUGCUCACACACCAGGAUUUAGAAAGAAUAACAACUAGUCUUGCCGAUAGUGCCUGAAUAUUCAUUCAUGGCCUUUAAGCACAAAUAGUACACACACUGUAUGCCCACAUAGGUUAACUUCAGCUAUACUUACAAAAAUUCAACGUCAACUGCUUGUCCAGUUGUAGAUAAGAAAUGUUCAGACUUCUUUAGUGAACGUCUGAGCCUUAAGCAAUCUUGGGUUGCUGAGAUCCAGCCAAUAAAGAUGAGAAGCAAUUUCCCUUUAGUCCAGCAGUGCAAAACUUUUUAAAGAGUUUCCAGUGUUUACAGUGGUAAGAUUUCCAACCCUUUCCACCUAAGUCACCAUGCCCCGCCCCACCCUCACUGAAGAGCUUCCCCUGUUAUUCUCAGCGGUGCCGAUUGUGAGGUGCAUCCUUUCUUGUUGAGAAACAACUCGUGUAAACUGACUACAGAAGUCUCACAAUGGUGUAUACUGAGUCUCCUAGUAGGACAAGGCAAGCCCACCCAGCAAGCAGAACCACAUGGCAAGACGCUGAGAAGGAGGGAUAUGAGCAUUGGCUGGUGGCUCCAGAAGCUGAUGCCCUGGACAGCUGACUCCCUAUUUAACAAGAGUGCCAUCUUGCCAGUCUCUUCACUACCCUCCUAUCCUGUGAUCAGUACCUCCUAUCCCCAACACGUGUGUCCAACCAGGCCAGCUGGUUGGCUCAUGGGGGAGCUUCAUUGAACUGGAAGUUGUGCCUGCUGCACCUUUUGUGUGUGGAAAGAUUGAGUUCACCUAGACCUCCUGCUCAUCCCCUCCCUCCACAUGAAGCCUCCCAAGGACAAGGCUGGUCAUCCUGGACUGAAGAGACCCCACACACAGCCCAGCCCUGGCUCCCAAGCCUGCCACCCAACCCCACAUUUUUGGGUGUGAGAAUAUAUAUCUCCCCUUCUCCUCUCUCUUCUCUAUGUGGAUAGCCAAUGUCAAUCAUCACCUGAGGUGUCUCUAAGGUCUUUGGAAGGCAACUAUUUGCCCUACCAUGGACAGACUUGGUGACUUCAAGAUGACCAAGAGCAGCAUUUAUAUUGCCAGGAUCAGUAAAAUGAGAGCAGAACUUCCCCAACCGGGCAAAAGUGCUGUAUGUUGUUCUAGUGUUUGUUUUAUUUAUUAGUAUACUCCCCUAUUUAUUUAUUUAUUUAUGGAACCUGUAUUUAUUAUAUAUCAGAAAAUCUUCUUCCAUCUUUCAAACAUCAGCUCCAAAUUUGUCUUGUUGGACCCCACCCCCACCCCCCACAGAGCACAGUAAACAAUUCCUCUUUGAAGCCACAAAAAAAGAGGGAAUUUCUUCUCCCUAGUCCCAAAUACUUCUACCCUAGCCAGAUUUUUCAACCCAAAAUAAGAUCAGAAUCUACCAGCUAGGUGUAAGCUGUAUAACCACGCAAACCAGCACAGGCUCCGCUGUCUGGACAGAAACAGUCUUCCAACCCUUGCUUUUACAUGGUUUUUCCUUCCACUCCUUCACAAACUCAUGCAAGACUAACCACCUGAUUUCCAGCCUGACUACUAAGACUGGGCUCCUCCUUCUGCUCUGGUGCAGAAUGUUUGACACCAGAUGCACAUUAGAAUCUAUGUUGGGCGCUUAAAGCCACCUGCCUGGUUUCCACCUCAAUGUGCCCAUAGCAGAAUCUCUGAGUGGCUGAGCAGCAGAGAUCUUCUUAGUUGCCCAGAUUACUCUAACUUGUAAAUGUAGUUGAUAAAAAAAUUUUUUUUCAACUGUCUUCUUCAUCCCCAGCCACCUCCAAGAUCCCUUCCUCCUUUAGUUCGCAAGCUUCCUCUGGACUCCCCAUUUCUCCAGUCCCCUUUCUUCAUGAAAUCUUCCCCUCGUUAAGCACCAUCAACAUGAACAGACCCCAAAGAGGUGACUGGUCCUGAGAGUCACACCAGAAGCCAAUGCCUGCACUUGCCUCUCUUAGAAGCAAAAGCUUGUUCCCUGCCCAGAUUCACCUUCCAUCUGCACUCUCCCCAUGACACAUGCCUCCCUCCAAAAGGUUAAAGAUUGAUAUGGUUAUUCCUGGUCCUGCAUCCCAAUCUUAAGGAAAAGCUCACUCCAGUCUUUAUAAGCCAAGGGUUGGCUGUUUCUGCAGAGCAACAUGAAAUACCUGAGGGUAAUUUCCUGGUAACAGGAAGGGUUAUCUUGUCCCCAAAACAGUCCCUUACCCAAUGACCUGAUAGCAACCCACUAGCAUACAGAUGAUAGAUGACUGAGACUUCUCACCCUCAUGUUGACAAGUUCUCAAACGAUGAAUAUAAGUGAAGGUGUGUGUGUGUGUGUGUGUGUGUGUGUGUGUGUGUGUGUGUGUGUACUGACAGUUUUGGCAUUUACUUGAGAACAAUCAAGAACUUGUGCUGUCUUUCACUCAGUGGAUUCAAUUCACUCCUUUCCUCAAAGACCCAAGUGAAUUCCAUAGUAGUGCUUCAUACAGAAUGGUGUAAUGUCUGAGAACUGCCGGGCAUGUUAGAGACUGUAUAUGUUGUAUUCACAAGAGAGUGCCCAAGAUAGAAAGAAUUCAUUUUCAUAUUCCACCUCCAGCAUCUACCAGGUUCCCAGAGCAAGUAGAUUUCUCCUGCAUUCAUAGCACCAUGCCUUCUUGCCCCAUUAAUCAGACUGUCCUGCACCAAGUCCCAUCUCUCAGGGUCCUGCUCUCUGAUAGGCAACAGUUCAGUCAGUGGGUGCUAAAGAGUUGAGUGUUACACUUCUUGGGUGACCUUUACCUUUUAAUUGGGGCUAUAGACAAUGCCUUAAUCUGAAGGAGUAGCUUGAAUGCUGGGAAUUUCAGGUGCAGAAGUGGGCCAGUAAGAGAGAUUAGUUUUUUUCUUAGGAGGGCAUUUUAGAGCCUCCUCUUCCCCAUACCCAUCUUUAAAGUCAGCUCAUACAUACAUGAGCACAAACAAGCACACUUACCUACAUCUACAUCCCAUAAUUUUGGAAUACCUCCCUUGCAUUGGCCCUAUCUUUAAACAUAAAAAUAAAUUAGAAAUGAACCAGCUAAAUUAAUUCAAACCUCAUUGGGAAAUGCAGCCUAUUUUUUCACCGGCCACCAGCCAUCUGGUCUACCCCACCCUGUUCCAUUUCCUUCCUGCUCCUUCUCUUUUCGGCUACUGGCCUAUCAGUUAACUUAUGUGUAAAUGUCCUUUGCUCUUCCCUUGCUUCCCCCUAAAUGUAUUUCCCCACACCCUUGGACUUGUGUUGUUUUCGGUGUUGUGAAGGACAGAAGUGGAGGCUAAGAGCAUGAGCAUGUACGUAUGUCACUGAAGACAGAGAAGCCAGGUAUUCUGCUACAGUUUGAAGAAUAACGCCACAAAGGAAGAGGUGAAAGCCGGCUCUGCAGAGUGCCUUAAAAAUGACUUUAAUUAGGAAAUUCCGAGUCGUCAGUCUUUGGAUGUUACAUAAACUCAAUGGAUGUUGCAUUUCACUUCUCUGGGAUUAAAAAAAAAAAGUUAAAUACAGUAUGUAUUCAACAAUGAUAA
Molecule: messenger RNA, 6951 nt
Organism: Mus musculus (house mouse)
Lineage: Eukaryota; Metazoa; Chordata; Mammalia; Rodentia; Muridae
Gene: Fam78b
Product: family with sequence similarity 78, member B
Exons: 3
Coding region: 1680-2465 (261 amino acids)
Source: RefSeq, a predicted model, not a curated record